Hypomesus transpacificus is the source of this 10152-nucleotide messenger RNA. RefSeq names its product K(lysine) acetyltransferase 6A (gene kat6a). Gene Ontology annotation, molecular function: histone acetyltransferase activity; DNA binding. Bases 1029 to 7763 code for a protein of 2244 amino acids. Gene Ontology annotation, cellular component: nucleosome; MOZ/MORF histone acetyltransferase complex. Lineage: Eukaryota; Metazoa; Chordata; Actinopteri; Osmeriformes; Osmeridae. The transcript is spliced from 17 exons. Gene Ontology annotation, biological process: regulation of DNA-templated transcription; nucleosome assembly. The record is from RefSeq and is a predicted model, not a curated record.
CGAUGCAGACGGUCCCUUGCCCCGACUGUUCCCCCCUCCCCCACUAGCUGAGCUCCUGUUUCACUCAAAGAUGGCGUCAGCUUUGGAGCCUCUGGUAUCUGGCUGCAUUUUUGGGCUUGUUGUUGUCUCUGAUUCUAAGGAUUUUUGGCACAUUAUCCACAGCAACUCGACACGAAAUUCAGGCUACAUUAGUUGCUGAAGUGGCGUGAAGGUGAUUUGUCUACGCCGCUCUCUGGGGUGAGAUAUCUGUUCCAGUCCAGACGUGAAAAGAGGGAUACUUCUGGAAGAGGAGGAGACCUGAGGGGAGAGGAGGAGGAGGAGGAAGGAGGAGAGCGCACGCCUGGAGGUUGUCGUCCCCCCACCCGUCGACCUUCAGUUUGCUUCGAUAACCCACAGAAAAACCGUUUCCCUCCAUAAUCAGCGCUGAACGACUGGCUUUCUAACACGACCAUGGUCGGCUCCGAUUCAACUCGCUGAGCGCUUUAUGUUUCCCGCCGAUAACAGACUGACCCAACGAGUUUCUUUGUCCAUAUUUUGCAACGGUUGAGGGAGACACUCAGGUGUUUGCCGGGCCAGGAUCCCCUGCGGUGGGACGGAGGAAGUGCUGCUCUUAAGAGGUUAGGCUGACCCCGCGACUCCGCCCCUCGCUGCGCUCCCUUCGGGCCGCGUCACCCUGCCAGGAAAAGGGGAGCGGGUCGGAACCAGGUUUCACCGGGCGGGUGGGUUGACAGGGGGGGUCUAUGCUAUGGUGAUCUGCUCCUUACCGUGCUGCUCGUGCUCAGGCUCUGAGGGACUCCCCGCGCGGCCCCGUGACAAAGGCUAGUCCCCCGGCGCAGGGUCGGAGGAGUAGGAGAACGAGAGAGGGGGAGGAGGCGGCGGCGCGUCAGAGCGCGGGCCCCCGGGACUCUUCCUUUUCCCUUUUCCGUACGCCCCCCCCCCCCGAAGGGGCGUCGGCGUUUCGCACAGGGGCGUCCCAGUCGCGGCUCGGGCCCCCGCGGGCCCCCCCCCCGCCCCGCCGGACAGUCGCCAUGGUGAAGCUAGCCAACCCCACGUACACCACCUGGCUCCUGGAGGCCAUCAAGAAGGUGAAGAAGCAGAAGCAGCGGCCGUCGGAGGAGCGCAUCUGCAACGCCGUGUCCAUGUCCCACGGGCUGGACCGCAAGACGGUGCUGGAGCAGCUGGAGCUCAGCGUCAAGGACGGCACCAUCCUCAAGGUCUCCAACAAGGGCCUCAACUCCUACAAGGACCCCGAGAACCCCGGCCGCCUGGCCUUCCCCAAGCCCCGCGGAGGCAGCUCCUCUGGGGGAGGCGGAGGAGGAGGAGGCAGCGGAGGAGGCAGCGGAGGAGGUGGUAGCGGCGGCGGCGGCGGCUCCAGCGGCUCCAGCCACCACCACCACCACCACCACGGCAAGAAGCCGGGCCUGGACUGGAACAAGCUCAUCAAGCGUUCCCUGGAGGGGCUCCACGAGACGGGCGGCUCCACCCUGAAGAGCGUGGAGCGCUUCCUCAAAUGCCAGGCCGACGUGGCCGCCUACCUGUCGGGCAGCGGCUCCAUGGGGCCGGGCCUCUUCCACCAGCAGCUGCGGGUGGCCCUGAAGAGGGCCGUGGCCCACGGGCGGGUGACCAAGCAGGGCCCGCUGUACCGCCUGCUGAGCCGCAGCUCCACGUCCCACGACGGCACGGGCACCGUGGCGCUCGAGAGCCUGCCGCCCGUACGCCUGCUGCCCCACGAGAAGGACAGGCCCGUGGCAGAGCCCAUCCCUAUCUGCAGCUUCUGUCUGGGUACUAAGGAGCAGAACCGCGACAAGAAGCCAGAGGAGCUGAUCUCCUGCGCAGACUGUGGCAACAGUGGCCACCCGUCCUGUCUCAAGUUCUCCCCAGAGCUCACGGUGCGAGUCAAAGCUCUGUGGUGGCAGUGCAUCGAAUGUAAGACCUGCAGUAACUGUCAGGACCAAGGCAAAAAUGCGGAGAACAUGUUGUUUUGUGAUUCCUGUGACCGGGGCUUCCACAUGGAGUGUUGUGCCCCCCCUCUGAUGCGGAUGCCAAAAGGCAUGUGGAUCUGCCAGAUCUGCCAGCCCAGGAAAAAGGGCAGGAAGCUCUUACACGAGAAAGCAGCACAAAUCAAACGACGCUACAACGCGCCGCUGGGACGCCCCAAGAACAGACCGGGGCGGCCGUUCAAGAAGCUGCGCGGGCCGGGCGGACGCGGGCGGCGGCGGCGCGGGGCCGGCGGCUCGGACCGGCGCUCGCAGGGCUCCUCGUCCCCCCACUCGUCCUCCAGCUCCUCCUGCGAGGGUUACCCCGGCGACGACCGGCUGCUGUUCUCGCUGCGCGAGGACGACGCGGCGAGCGGCAGCCUGCGCUUCAACAAGAAGACCAAGGGCCUGAUCGACGCCCUCACCAAGUUCUUCACGCCGUCCCCCGAGGGGCGCAAGGCACGGCAGGAGGUGGUGGACUACUCCCAGCAGUACCGCAUCCGCAAGAAGGCCCUCCGCAAGGAGGAUGGAGACGACAGGCUAGACAAUCAGGAGGGGAGCGACUGGCGCGAGGACGAGGACAAGCUCCCGGGCCACGAGAACCUGACUGAGAAGGACAUCGAGCUGUUCAGACACAUCCAGGAGCUGGCUCUGCAGAAAGUGGGAGUGACUGGCCCUCCAGACCCUCAGAUGCGCUGUCCGUCAGUCAUAGAGUUUGGGAAGUUUGAGAUCCAGACGUGGUACUCAUCUCCGUACCCGCAAGAGUACAGCAGGCUGCCUAAACUCUACCUGUGUGAGUUCUGUCUGCGCUACAUGAAGAGCCGCAGCAUCCUCUACCAGCACAUGCGCAAGUGCAGCUGGUUCCACCCGCCGGCCAAUGAGAUCUACCGGAAGGACAACGUUUCAGUGUUCGAGGUGGACGGGAACAUCAGUACCAUCUACUGUCAGAACCUGUGCUUACUGGCCAAGCUGUUCCUGGACCACAAGACGCUCUACUACGACGUGGAGCCCUUCCUGUUCUACGUGCUGACCCAGAACGACAGCAAGGGCUGCCACCUGGUCGGCUACUUCUCCAAGGAGAAGCACUGUCAACAGAAGUACAACGUGUCCUGUAUCAUGAUCCUGCCUCAGUACCAGCGGCAGGGCUACGGGAGGUUCCUCAUCGACUUCAGCUACCUGCUGUCUAAGAGGGAGGGGCAGCCUGGCUCCCCUGAGAAGCCCCUGUCAGACCUGGGCCGCCUGUCCUACAUGGCCUACUGGCGCAGCGUGGUGCUGGAGUGUCUCCACGAGGUCCGCGACCGGCAGCUCACCAUCCGCCGCCUCAGCAAGAUCACGGGCAUCUGUCCCCAGGACAUCACCACCAGCCUGGAGCACCUGGGCAUGCUGGAGCAGCGGGGGGACAGGCUGGUGAUGGUGCGGAGGGAGAAGCUGGUGUCCACCCACAUGGCCCGUCUGCAGGCGCGGCCACGGCAGCUAGAGGUGGUGCCCGACUGCCUGCGCUGGACGCCCGUCAUCGUCACCAACACGGUGGUGUCGGACGGCGAGGGAGAGGAGGAGGACGAGGAGGAGGAGGAGGAGGAGAGAGACAGCAAGGAGGAGCAGGUGAAAGCAAGCCACAAGCUGUCCCCCCUCUCCUGGCACGUCAGCGAGGAGACGGAGAAGGAGAUGAAGUGCUUCCCAGGGUUCCCUGCCAGCCAGAGCUCCCCGGCCUCCUCCUCCCCCGUCCGCUGCCCCCCGCCCGUCCCCGCCUGUCCCCGCCCCCCUCCCCCCGCCAACGGCGAGCGCAGGGGCCGGGGGCGCCCCCCCAAGAACUGGCCCUGGGGUAAGGUGAAGGACAGCCCCCGGGAGAGGGGGAGGCCCCCCAAGAUGAGGGCGGGGGCCGAGGAUGACAAAAGGGAGGGGGGAGCCAAGACCACUACUUCUUCCCCAGGCAGCCCCCCGGCCCUGUUCUCCCUGGACAGGCAGGCCGACGGCACAGGCCUCCGCUCCCUGGAGAUGCCCCGCCACCCUGCAGUACCACCCCCUCGCAGCAGAGGGCGCCCUCCCCGGAAGAAGCGAGGCCCCAAGCCCAGGCUGAGCGACGAAUCCCGGGGGGAUGGCCUACCCCAGCUGCCCCUGGCUCCCCGGCUCAGCGACCCCGCGCCCGUCAGACGUAGCUGCUUCAGCGAGAGCAGCGAGGAAGAGGACGAGGAGGAUGUGGAUGAUGAGAGGAGGACUCGCUCCCCUCCCAUCCUCACCAAGCCUGCCAUGGGCCUCAAAUGCAAGAAGCCUUUGCGAAAGCGGCGCAUGCGCCCGCGCAGUCACCCCCACAGCAGCGUCGUCACGGAGACCAUCUCCGAGACCACGGAGGUCCUGGACGAGCCCUUCGCAGACUCGGACCAGGAGAGGACCAUGCCCCGGCUGGAGGAGGAGACCCCGCUGGGGCACCACCCCCUCCGCCGCUACCUGCCCGCCCGCCACGCCCUGAGACACGGGGAAGCCACGCCCAAGCGAGCCCGCCGCGCCCACCUCACAGAGUCGGAGGAGGACGAAACCACCCCUGUCCUGAAGGCGGCCUCCACUUUGCCGGCGGCCCCCGGGGACCCCACCAAGACGGACCCAGACACUCCCGUCAAGAAGAAGAAAGGCUGGCCCAAGGGCAAGAGCCGCAAGCCCACACUGCACUGGAAGCAGCACCCAGGGCCGAUGCCAGGCAGCGCCGGCGGCCAGAGUCUGGCCCAGUCAGGGGAGCCCCAGCCAGCCAAGAUCAAGAUGAAGCCUGGGCGAAAGCCCCGGAGCUGGUACCUGCAGCGGGCCCAGGAGGAGGCGGAGAGGCUGGAGCAGGAGAGAGGAGGGGAGAAGCCCAUUGGGGGCCCGGACGACCGGACCGCCAAGAGGCCCCUCCGGACGCCGGCCUCCGACGACAUCGGCAAGCGCAAAGACUCUGACGAGGAAGAGGACUACAUCCCCAAACCCGUGGAGCCCAAGAUCCCCAGGAAGCGGGGGCGGCCGCCCAAGAACCCCGCCCUCCGCCAGCCCCUCCCCAAGCCACCCCCGGCGUCCGAGCCCGACGAGGAGGACGACGACGCGGAGUGUGAGCGGGGCUGGGGCGAGGCCAAGCCCAGCCGGCCCCCGCCCAGAACCCUGCUCUCCGCCACCGCCGGGCCCAGGGCCCCCCCGCCGCCCAGGGUCGAUGCAGACCUGGCGAGGGAGAGGGAUGAGGAGGACGAGGAGAGGGAGGAGGAAGAGUGCGCCGGCGGAGGCGCCGGCAGGAGGAUGGCGGCCAUGGCAGGCUCGGGGAGCCGGCGCAGCGACGACCACGACGCAGACGACGAGGGCGACGGCCACCUGGAGGACAAGAGCGCCGCCGGUGCCGCCGCUGCCGCCGUCAAGAAGAGGCGGAGCCAAGACUCGGAGGACGACGAGGAGGAGGAGGAGGAGGAAGAGGCGGCCUCCCCUGCCGCCUCGCCGCCGGUCAAGGAGGAGCCCCAGGGCGGCGAGGCUUUUUUAGAGCUGCAGGGCAGCGAGGCGGCGGCGACAGCGGGCCGGGACUACGUCAGCAAGCAGGAGGAGGAAGAGGAGGAGGAAGAGGAGGAGGCCGAGGAGCAGCCCCCGGAGGCCAAGUGCCGGCCGGCGGCCGCGCAAGACGAGAGGCGGCGGCGGGAGCAGGAGGAGUCGGCAGCGGCGGCGGCGGCCGUGGAGACGGUCACGGUCAUCUCGGUGGCCUCGGAGCCCAUCGAGCUGCCGCCCCUGCUCCCGGAGGACAAGGCCGUCACCCUGCUGAUCGAGCCCCAGCACCCCAACCCGCACCCGCAACCCCACCCGCAGCACCCCGACUUCAAGGAGGAGAUGGCCCACCACCCCCACCAUCACCACCCCCACCACCACAGCAGCAACGAGCUGGACCUGGAGACCAUGCAGGCGGUCCAGUCCCUGACCCAAGGCGAGGCCCAGGACGAGGAGGCAGAGGCCCACGGGGCCUACCAGGACUGUGAGGAGACCCUGGCCGCCUGCCGCACCCUCCAGAGCUACAGGGAGCCGGAGGAAGAGGCCCUGGCCUUGGCGGAGGAGUGCGGGGCGUCCCAGCACAGCAGCCCCCUGCCCAACCCGCCCAUGCCGCCCUUACCCAGCCAGUCGGUACGCUCUGUCAACAGCCCGGGCCUCGCUCCCGGGGUGCUGGGCGAGACGGGGCAGGGCCAGCGGGGCGGGACGCCCGGCCCCACGGGGGGAGCAGGCGGAGGGGGAGGCGGAGGAGGCUACACCCAGAUCACCCCGGAGCACCCCAGCUCCCUGUCGGCCCCCUCCCAGCAGAACAUGGAGACGAGCCCCAUGAUGGACGUGCCGUCCGUGUCGGACCACUCUCAGCAGGUGGUGGACAGCGGCUUCAGCGACCUGGGCAGCAUCGAGAGCACCACUGAGAAUUACGACAACCCCAGCAGCUACGACUCCACCCUCGGAGGGGGGGGCAACGGCGGGGGCAACGGCGGGGGGAUGUCGGCGGCGGCAGCCGCGGCGGCCUCUUCCUCGUCGGUCGCCGCCUCCUCCUCCUCCAGCUCGGCCGCGCCCUCCUCUGCCUCAUCCCAGGCCAGCAGCUGCUCCUUCGUCCCCGCUCCCGUCCUCACCUCCCCCAGCGGCCCCGGUGGCGUGGCCUCCCAGAUGUCCAUGGGCAGCUGCAGCCACAUCCAGCAAGGGGGCCCGGGACAGAGCGGCGGGCCUCAGCCCCCGCCGCCCCCUCCCCCGUCCGCCAACGCGCCGGGCUGCGGCCUCAAGCCCUCGCAGGGCUGCGUGAUCGAGCGCUCCCCCGGCGGCGCCGGCCAGCAGUCCCAGAAGAAGGUGCCCCAGCAGGCUCCUCCCCCCCAGCCCCCGCCCUCGGCCCCCCCUCCCCCGCCCCAGCAGCAACAGCAGCAGCCCCUAUCGCAGUGCAGCAUGGGCAACGGCUUCUCCUCCACGCCCAUGAUCAUGGAGAUCCCCGACAGCGCGGGCGGCGGCGGGGGCGGCCGGAGCCUGUACGAGCGGAUGGGCCAGGACUUCGGCGCCGGGGGUUACGCCCAGCCCUCGGCCACCUUCAGCCUGGCCAAGCUCCAGCAGCUCACCAACACCAUCAUGGACCCCCACGCCAUGCCCUACUCCCACUCCCCCUCCGUCACCUCCUACGCCACCAGCGUGUCCCUGUCCAACCCGGGCCUGGCCCAGCUGGCCCCCUCCCCCCACCCGCCCCAGGGCCAGUCCACCAUGACCCCGCCCCCCAACCUCAGCUCGGGCUCCAUGAACCUGGGCUCCCUGCAGCUGCAGUGCAACAUGCCCACCGCCAACAUCAGCCUGGCUCCGCCCCCGCACACUCAGCGGCUGCAGGGCCAGAUGGCCACGGUGAAGGGCCACAUCGCCAUCCGCUCCAAGGCCACCCAGCAGCUGGCCCCCUCCCCCCACCAGCAGCAGCUGUACGGCCGCAGCUCCGGCGCCGUGGCCAUGCAGGGCUCCCCCCGCACCCUGGCCGUGCAGCGCGGCAUGAUGCCCAACCUCAUGCCCACGCCGGCCGCCUACAACUCCAUGAACAUGAACCCGCUUAACGCCAUGUCGGCCGGCUACCGCAUGCCGCAGCCCAUGAUGAACAGCGGUUACCACGGGAACCCCCCCUACAUGAACCAGCCGGCGCAGUACCCCAUGCAGAUGCAGAUGGGCAUGAUGGGCGGCCAGGGGUACCCGCAGCAGCCUAUGCAGCCCAAUCACCACGGCAACAUGAUGUACACGAGCACCCCGCACCACAGCUACGCCGGCGUGCCCAAGCAGUCACCGUACAUGAGCAGAUGAGCUCCACCACCGAUCACAUCGGAGGGAGAGAGAGAGAGAGGUAGAGAGAGGGAGAGACGGGCCUAACCCGACACACUGACCCUCCGGGGGCUCCUGUCUAUCACUUGUAUCCACCCUCUCCGAAGCCCUAACCGGCACCUGAGGGAGAGAGGGGGAAAAAAAGAGGGGACUUCCCGGGUUUUGAAUUGUUGUUAAUUUUGUUUCCGUUCAGUUGGACUCAGUUUCCCAGCCACCCUCCCCAGGGCUGGCUGUGCAAGGGGGAAGGGGCUGCGAGGACAACGGGGGGGGGGGGGUAUGUGGACAUGGACCUCUGGGAGGAGCUGCCGCUCCGGUCAGACCCUGUCUGGGGGACGUGCUGGUGCCAGGGCCUCCUCCACUGUGUUGACCCCCCCAGAGCUCAGGAGGAGAGGGGGGAGGAAGAGGAGGAGGAGGAGGAAGAGGAGGAGGAGGAGGUAGAGGAGGAGGUGGAGGGACUUGAGGACGGACUUCGGAGGACAUGUUCAACGGAUAAAGGAAAAACGAAAUGGUUAACUGAAUAUAUAUUCAACCAUGCACACAAUCUUUUAAUUGACAUAGGAAGCCUUACCUUAAAAAAAGAGACAAUGAUAAUAAUUGUAGAUGGACCUUCUUAUUUUAUUUUUUUUUACUUAUGAUUUCGAAACUUUCGUUGUUUGUUUUCACUUCGACGACCGUGGAAAAUACUUGUGUGCAGUCCAAACUAUCUAUGCUUUGGUCUUUAUAUGUGUGGCAUACUGGAAUGAUGAUUCAGUCUCUCCAAUAACACUUAAACACACACACAUACACACAUUCUCAAGUACACACACACACACACCUCCGUUUCCGCUUGGUGAGCCAAGGCGUUACUUGCGUAGGAGUAAAGUUGGGCUUUAAGGAAAUAGCAGGACAGGUCCGGUGUCUGUCUUCCUCGUCGAGCGGUGUGUAUCAGCACCCAGAAGCUCGCGUUGCCCCUAGAGGUCAGGGGUCACGGCUCGCACGUACAUCCACAGUAAAACAAGUAGCAUUGUUUACCCCCGAACACAGGGCCACAGUAUAAAGUGCGGUUGUGAGACGUUGUUCAAUGUAAAUAUUCUGGUACUUCCCUCUGGACAGUCCCGCGACGGCUCCCCUAGUGGCAGGUGAGAGUCAGCGCGGCGCUCACUGUUUAGUCACACUCCACACACUGAGGUUGUUUAAACGUCAGCCCACGUAAUUGACCGUCUACUGGACAUGCGGAAAGACAUUUCCGGAGACCAUACUCACUGCUUUAAGGAAUCUCGGCUUUUUGAAGCUGGAACCCCACUUCAUUAAGUGUUAAUGACCCCCAGAGAGGUCAAGGCAUCCCUGUGUGAAUGUUGUUUUCUGUUAAACUGGUGUUGUUUUGUGCGCCUGCACGCUCCAUUGACUGGUGUUGGGUUAUUGACCGUCAUGCCCCAAACUGAUGGUCGAUGCCUCACCCAGUGCAUAGUGCUGGCCCUCACACACACACACACACACACAUGCAGGUGAAAGGGUAGGGUGCCCUGCAUGUGUACAGGUUCCAGUACCAUGCUGGGAGUAGAGGAAACCCAGUUGCUAUUGUAUUCCAGUAUUCAAGUCAAAGGAGGAAACUUUUUUUCUUACAGACCAGACUUUUCAUAUUUUAUUUGUGUAAAUUGUUUUUUCUUUUUUUUUUCUUUCGGUUUUUCUCUGAAUUUUAUCAGACUGGGCAGCUUUCUUUUAUGACACAAGCUGACUCUUUUUGACUUUAGAAAACCUAUUGUAGAGAAAAUGUUUUUUCUAUAAUAUAAAAAGGAAAUUCUGACAUUGAUAUUGGUACUGUCAUUUUUUUCACUUCAGUUUCAGGAAAAAACAAUACAUAUUUUUUAGCUCGACUUGGGUAAUAUUAUUAAGAAAUUCAAAACAACAAAAAAAUUACCACUCACUUUUAGUGAAUUUAAGAUGCCUUUAACCUCUCCAUUCCAUCUCAUCUCUAGAUUUUUCUAUCUUUGUGUAGUAUAUUAAUGCUAUUUUAAAACAAAAGGAAAAAACAGAUAUCUAAAGGUCACUUGAGAGUUCUUUUCUUUUGUUUUGAUCUGUGUGUGUAUAGGAUGACUUCCUUACAUUUAAGAGGCAUGUAAAAAUGAGCUCAGUAUAUUUCUGUCUGUUUAUAUCGCUUCCCUUUUUGUAUCCUUUGUAAUUGUACAUGGUGAGUUGUAAGCUAAGAGAGAGCUCAAAAUAAAGAGAGGAAUGGGGCUUGGCGCACAGUGAAGGUUGGUUGCGUCCAGCCGCCUCAGCUCUUCUUUGUCCCUGUAUGUAUUUACAUUUAUUUGUUUUUUUCUUUCUUAGCAAGUACUUUUAAAGAACUCUGUACAUUUUAACAUAAAACAAAAAUAAAUUAUGUUGAGCCAUU